CUUCUCGUGAAUACCAUUUUGUAUUUUUGUUUUCUAUGUUACAGUUCCACCCCCCUCCAUGCUGCCGUAGUUUGGGCCCAGAGGAAAGACAAAAUUUACCUCACAAUCAACUUGGAAGACAGCAUAGACACACAAAUUGAUAUUAAUGAAAACUCCUUUCACUUCAAAGGGAAAGGCGGACCAGAAAAAAAACAAUAUGAAGUAAAACUAGAUUUUUUUACAGAAAUUAUACCCAGUGAUUCCAAGUACCAAGUUUUACCAAGAAACGUGCCAUGUGUAAUAAAAAAGAAAGACGAUGGAGAAUUCUGGCCACGAUUAUUAAAAGAGAAAAAAAAGGUCCACUGGUUAAAGACUGACUUUGCCAAGUGGAAGGAUGAAGAUGAUUCAGACUAUGAAGAAGAUGUACCAAUGGACUUAAACCAGAUGAUGCAAAAUAUGGGAGGAAUGGGAGGAAUGGGUGGUAUGGGUGGUAUGGGUGGCAUGGAGGGCAUGGACGGCAAAGAGGAGGAGA
Messenger RNA from Pecten maximus, 511 nucleotides. Its product is annotated as co-chaperone protein p23-1-like. The record is from RefSeq and is a predicted model, not a curated record. Lineage: Eukaryota; Metazoa; Mollusca; Bivalvia; Pectinida; Pectinidae. Gene Ontology annotation, molecular function: protein-folding chaperone binding; Hsp90 protein binding. The annotation marks the transcript as partial. Gene Ontology annotation, biological process: protein folding; chaperone-mediated protein complex assembly. Gene Ontology annotation, cellular component: cytosol; nucleus. The transcript is spliced from 6 exons.